Molecule: messenger RNA, 816 nt
Organism: Homalodisca vitripennis (glassy-winged sharpshooter)
Lineage: Eukaryota; Metazoa; Arthropoda; Insecta; Hemiptera; Cicadellidae
Exons: 4
Coding region: 1-816 (271 amino acids)
Source: RefSeq, a predicted model, not a curated record
AUGAGGGCGUUUCUCUCCGUGCUCUUAGUUUGCGCUGUCCAGAGCGCCUCUGUUCCACAAAGCAGACUCUCAGUGUUUGUGACGGAGGAUGCCCCAGUGCCAAACCCAACCGAGGUGCUGAACAGACCGAUGUUCGUGGUGUCCAAGUCUCUGGCCCACCCUGGCUACUACAAGCCUGCAGUGCUCAUUGCUGGUCUCGAAGGUGCCGAUGUCAAACUCGACCCUCGCUUCCGAGAGGUUCGGGAUUUUCUUCACUCCAGCAGCAACAAGUACGCUCUCUUCACAGACGCCAGGAAGUUUUACAACAGUGAGUUCUUCGACACUCCUCUCCGAGCGGGAGACCAAAUCGUUGUUCCCAGCCAGUUCAUGAUCGAGACCUAUCGACUGAACACGCUUCCAGUGUUGAUAAUCGCUGACCAGGCCGACUUUAAGAGAUACAACUUCAAAAAUCUCAAACAAGUCGCCAAAUUUGGAAUCUACCCUGAUGCAAUAAAGCCGUUAAAGAAGCGACCACUACCCCCAAAUCCUGGGCACUCCAGAAGCAGCGCCAAGGUCCUUAUCGGACAAGGUGCAAUUUCUAAGCGUCUUGUCAUUAAAGAGCAAAAAAGUUUGGAAGCAGGAACCGUUUGUGGUAUUUCUGUGUUUGUCACCGGAACUGAGACUGGUUCUCUAAUUACUGGUCUCCGUCACUGGGGUGAACUCCAAAUGUACCGAAGAAAGAAGAUACUGACUAGUCCAACAUUGGUUGAGCUCCAACUCCAAUUCCGGUUAGUGGCAUUUCUGUGUUUGUCACCGGAACUGAGACUGGUUCUCUAA